Molecule: messenger RNA, 3046 nt
Organism: Manihot esculenta (cassava)
Lineage: Eukaryota; Viridiplantae; Streptophyta; Magnoliopsida; Malpighiales; Euphorbiaceae
Product: histone-lysine N-methyltransferase, H3 lysine-9 specific SUVH3
Exons: 4
Coding region: 381-2408 (675 amino acids)
Cellular component (GO): nucleus
Molecular function (GO): histone methyltransferase activity; protein binding; zinc ion binding
Source: RefSeq, a predicted model, not a curated record
UCAUCAACAAGAAAAUAAGAUUAAAAAGCGCCGUACAAAAUUAACUUAAAAGGAAAGCACAGCCAAAGCCAGAAGAGUAAUGAGGCAUCGAGCAGCGAGCUCUCACAGAGUUUGAAACCAGUACUUCGCAUUCGAAACCCUCUAAUCAUAAUUAAACCCUUCUCCUACCUCUCUUCCUUCUGUAUCUCCUCUUGCUAAGCCCUAAAGCUCAACCAAUCAGGGAAAAAGAAUGCUUGUUUUUUGGCUUUCUAGACGUGGGAAUUUGGAAUGACGUAGUGAUUGAGGAGAAAGUAUAAGGUGGGUUUUAUUUGGGUGUUGAAGGGUUGGUACGUUUGUUAUUUAUUUUUCCUAUCUUUUUGUUUGGGUUUGAGUAAUUUGGAAUGGAAGGAGGAUCUAGUAACAAUUCCGUGCCUCCUUCAGCUUCGUUUGACAAAUCAAGAGUUUUGGAUGUCAAACCACUGCGUAGUUUGAUGCCUGUGUUCCCAUCGAGUCCUCAGAAUCCUCCUUUUGUUUGUGCACCUCCUUCUGGCCCUUUCCCGUCUGGGUUUUCCCCAUUUUACCCUUUUAAUGGACCGCAGCCUGCUCCUCCUGACCUCAACCAACAUACCCAUACUCCAGAGCCACUUCGAUCAUUCCCCGCGCCACAGUCAAAUGGGAAGAUGUCUCGAGAUGGGAACGCAGAUGGUUCCACUGGCCCCCCAGCAAAGCGCCCUGUGGGGCGGCCAAGGUCGUCCUUCUCAUCUCAAAAGAAGGCCAAGAAAGACCUGGAUUUUACCUUGUCUGUUGUUGAUAAUAAUUUUGUUUUGGGGAUUACUCCCGCUCAGAAGGAGGAUGGUGAUACAGAAGUGGUGAAUAGUGUGCGAAUGAGGUUUGAUGCCCUUAGGAGAAGGCUUAGCCAAUUAGAGGAUGCUAAGGAAGCACCUAAUGGGGGGAUUAGGCGUGCUGAUAUGAGAGCAGCCAAUAUUAUGAUGAGCAAAGGGUUGAGGACGAAUCUGAGGAAGAGAGUUGGAGUGGUUCCCGGAAUUGAGGUUGGAGAUAUUUUCUUUUCGCGAAUGGAGAUGUGUUUGGUUGGGUUGCAUUCCCAGACCAUGGCUGGGAUUGAUUACUUGAUUGUAAGAGGUGAUGUAGAAGAAGAUUCUCUUGCUGUAAGCAUUGUUUCGUCUGGGGGGUAUGAUGAUGAGGCAGAGGAUAAGGAUGUCCUAAUUUAUAGUGGGCAGGGGGGCAAUGUUAACAACAUCAAGAAGGAUAAGCAAGCAGCUGAUCAGAAGCUUGAGAGGGGUAACCUUGCCUUGGAGAGGAGCUUGCAUCGUAACAAUGAGGUGAGAGUGAUUCGAGGUAUGAAAGAUGCCAACAGUUCAACAGCAAAGAUCUAUGUUUAUGAUGGUCUGUAUAGGAUCCAUGAGUCAUGGGUGGAAAAGGGUAAAUCUGGUUGCAAUAUGUUUAAGUACAAGUUAGUUAGGUUGCCCGGGCAGCCUGGUGCUUUUGAUGUUUGGAAAUCAAUUCAACAGUGGCGGCAAGGAUUUUCUUCAAGGGUUGGUUUAAUUCUGCCAGACCUGACUUCAGGAGCUGAAAGUCUCCCUGUUUCACUUGUAAAUGAUGUUGAUGAAGAGAAGGGACCUGCUUACUUCACAUAUUAUGCUACUGUCAAGUAUAUUAAAUCAUUUAAAUUAACAGAGCCUUCUUCUGGAUGCAACUGCCGUAAUGCAUGCACUCCGGGUAAUCUGAACUGCUCGUGCAUUAGAAAAAAUGGAGGUGACUUCCCCUAUAUUGCUAAUGGUAUUCUCGUUGGUAGGAGGCCAUUGGUUUAUGAAUGUGGUCCAUCAUGUCCAUGCAUUCCCAACUGUAAGAACCGGGUGUCACAAACUGGUUUAAAGGUUCGCUUGGAAGUAUUUAAAACAAAGGACAGAGGUUGGGGCCUGCGAUCAUGGGAUCCUAUUCGUGCUGGUACUUUUAUUUGUGAAUAUGCAGGUGAAGUUAUAGAAAAAGUUAAGGAAAGGCAGGAUGGCGAAGGUGAAGAUGAUGAUUAUGUGUUUGACACAACACGUGUUUAUGAGCCAUUCAAAUGGAAUUGUGAACCUGGACUAUUGGAGGGGGAUGGUGAUGAAACCACUGAGCAAUACAGCAUCCCUUCUCCCCUAAUCAUAAGUGCCAAGAAUGUUGGAAAUGUAGCUAGAUUUAUGAAUCAUAGUUGUAAUCCAAAUGUUUUAUGGCAACCAGUUGCAUAUGAACAAAACAAUGAGUACUUUAUCCAUAUUGCAUUUUUUGCUAUGAAACACAUUCCCCCUAUGGCAGAGUUGACUUAUGACUAUGGGACUUCCCAAAUGGAUGAGGCUGAUGGUAGUGAUGCAUUUCAUGGAAAAAAGAAAUGCUUAUGUGGAUCACCAGGAUGCCGAGGUUAUUUUGGUUGAAGAUUGUCUAUGAACUAGCAUGAUGGCUGCAAGCACAUCGUGGAUGAAUAGGUCUGAUUCCGUUACCUAGGAACAUGGCCGCAACCACAAUUUAAAACUGUGCUGCUGGGAGAAGAUGCAAUGGCCUAGAGGAGCUACUGUGAGAAGAUGUGAUGGCCAAUUGCUGUUCUUGGGAGUGCUGAAGCUAUGCCCUUUUGGAGAAUCAUCCACCAAUGUAAAAUGUUUAUUACUUGGACAGAAAUGGUUACAGCUUUCUUUUUGUGGUUUCUUCUCAUGCUUAGCCAGGUAGGAUAGGUCUGCUGGGACAGUUUCAGUUUGCAACCUCCAACUGAGGUCCUCUUAUAAUUUUGGGCAGGACUGCAAAUUAGUGGAGUUUGUUAGAUCUGGCAGUGUAAGGCAAUGCAAUGACAGACAUCAAAAUAGUAGUGUUGUUUUGUACUUGUGCUUGUAAAGUACUUUGUAUUGUGUCAAUUGCUGGGAAGCCAGUAACUUUGUCAGGGCCAUGGCAUUCAAGGUUCCAGCGGCUGGAACUUAUUUUCGUCUCUAGUUUCCUUUAAUGUAAUAUGACUUUUGAUUGUAUUGCUGUUUUAGCGCUGGGAAAAUAAUCUUAACUGCCGAUUUGCAUGUGGAUUUUGCUA